CCCGCGCACUUAAGGGGGAGUGUUGGUGACGAGCUCAGGCAAAAGCGAGCGCCGCCCCUGCCUCUGUCCUCCAGGCUGGAACGCUAGUCCAUCUAGUUGCCAGGGGGAUUCCCCAGAUGUCCAGGCCCCUUCGGACCUCAGCAUAAGCCCCCAAGGAUGAGGGAAAAGAGGACCCCCAUUAGAGGGACUCUCAGUCACCAGGUAGGUAGGGGACCGGGGACACAGCUGGCUCCUACAUCCUGAUGGCCAGCAGCAUGGUGACUAGCGGUACGGCUACGUCUUCAAGGCUGGAGCAGGAAGCUGGGCCUCCGGGUGCAUGGGUGGGAGGAGGAGCUUCUUGAUGACGUAAGGCCCGAGGAAGGGCGUGGCUUUUUGGUGACUCGCCUCCAGGAAGGGGGCGGGCUCUUAAUGACGAGACGCCAGGGAGGGGGCAGGCGUUCAUUGAUAAAAACGCUGGGCUCUCUCGGGCGCGAGCGCCGCGUAGGAAAUCCAGCCAGCGCCACGCGCUGCCGCGGCCUGGCGGAAGCCAGAAUUAGCCGGGCCCGCGCAGCGCCGCACCGCCCUCAUGGAGCCCGCGGCCGGCUUCCUGUCCCCGCGCCCCUUCCCGCGUGCUGCCGCCCUGCCAGCGCCCCCCGCCGGGCCCGGACCUCCUGGGAGUCCCAUGCCGGGACCUGAGCCGGAGGUGCUGGCCGGGCCGCUGGCGCUGGACCCUGGGCGCCUCAUCACUGACCCGCGCAGCGGCCGCACCUACUUCAAAGGGCGCCUUUUGGGCAAGGGGGGCUUCGCCCGCUGCUACGAGGCCACUGACACAGAGACCGGCAAUGCCUACGCGGUCAAAGUCAUCUCGCAGAGCCGCAUCACCAAGCCGCAUCAGCGCGAGAAGAUCCUAAACGAGAUUGAGCUGCACCGCGGCCUGCAGCACCGCCACAUUGUGCGUUUCUCGCACCACUUUGAGGAUGCUGACAACAUAUACAUUUUCCUGGAGCUCUGCAGCCGAAAGUCCCUGGCCCACAUCUGGAAGGCCCGGCACACCCUGUUGGAGCCAGAGGUGCGCUACUACCUUCGGCAGAUCCUUUCCGGACUCAAGUACUUGCACCAGCGAGGCAUCUUGCACCGGGACCUCAAGCUGGGAAAUUUUUUCAUCACUGAGAACAUGGAACUGAAGUUGGGGGAUUUUGGGCUGGCAACCAGGUUGGAGCCCCCGGAGCAUAGGAAGAAGACCAUCUGUGGCACCCCCAACUAUGUGGCCCCAGAAGUGCUGCAGAGACAGGGCCACGGCCCUGAGGCAGAUGUGUGGUCCCUGGGCUGUGUCAUGUACACACUGCUAUGUGGGAGCCCCCCCUUUGAGACAGUUGACCUGAAGGAGACAUACCGCUGCAUCAAACAGGUUCACUACACGCUGCCUGCCAGCCUCUCACUGCCUGCCCGGCAGCUCCUGGCCACCAUCCUUCGAGCCUCACCCCAAGACCGCCCCUCAAUUGACCAGAUCCUGCGCCACAACUUCUUUACCAAGGGCUACACCCCCUACCGGCUCCCUGUCAGCAGCUGUGUGACAGUCCCAGACCUGACACCCCUUAACCCAGCUAGGAUUCUGUUUGUCAAAGUUACCAAGAGCCUAUUUGGGAGGAAGAAGAGUAAGAAUAAGAACCAUCCUGAGGAGCGGGACGAAGUCUCCUGUUUGGUGAACAGCCUCACUCGGAUGUCCAUUGGCCGUCAGGGUGCCAGGCCCGAGGCUCCGGCAGCUUCAGGUCCAGCCCCCGUCAGCCUGGUAGAGACAGCACUUGAGGACAGUUCGCCCCGUGGGACACUGGCGAGCAGUGGAGAUGGGUUUGAAGAAGGUCUGACUGUGGCCACAGUGGUGGAGUCAGCCCUCUGUGCUCUGAGAAACUGCCUGGCCUUCAUGUCCCCAGCUGAACAGAACCCCGCUCCCCUGGCCCAGCCAGAGCCUCUGGUGUGGGUCAGCAAGUGGGUUGACUAUUCCAACAAGUUUGGCUUUGGGUAUCAACUGUCCAGCUGCCGUGUGGCCGUGCUCUUCAACAAUGGCACACACAUGGCCCUGUCAGCCAACAGAAAGACUGUGCACUAUGACCCCACCAGCACCAAGCACUUCUCCUUCUCUGUGGGUGCUGUGCCUCGGGCCCUGCAGCCUCAGCUGGGUGUCCUGAGGUAUUUUGCCUCCUACAUGGAGCAGCGCCUCAUGAAGGGUGGAGAUCUGCCCAGUGUGGAAGAGGUGGAGGUGCCCGUCCCCCCACUCCUGCUACAGUGGGUCAAGACUGAUCAGGCCCUACUCAUGCUCUUUAGUGAUGGCACCAUCCAGGUGAACUUCUACGGAGACCACACCAAGCUGAUCCUCAGUGGCUGGGAGCCCCUCCUUGUGACUUUUGUGGCCCGCAAUCGCAGUGCUUGUACUUACCUUGCUUCCCACCUUCAGCAGCUGGGCUGCUCCCCAGACCUGAGGCAGCGGCUCUGCUAUGCUCUGCGCCUGCUCCGGGACCGCUGCCCAGUCUAGGCCCCAACCUGCGGGGCCGGCCACCACCCAAGCCCUCAGGCCUGACGCCUGUGCCUGUAAGGCUCUGGCCCUUGCCUUUGUGGCCCUCCCUGUUCCUUUGGUGCCUCACUGGGGGCUCUGGGCCGAAUCCCCCAGGGAAUCAGGGACCAGCUUUACUGGGGUUGGAGGCGGCCUCCUACCCCUUCUCCAAGAAAAACCUAAGCCUUAGCCCCCCGCUAGGGGGCGUUAUUUAUGGACCACUUUUAUUUAUUGACAGACAUUUAUUUAUUGGGAUGUGAGCCCCAGGGAGGGCCUCCUCCUGGUAUAAUAAACCGUUUUU
Messenger RNA from Globicephala melas (long-finned pilot whale), 2828 nucleotides. It is a transcript of the gene PLK3, whose product is annotated as polo like kinase 3. NCBI's taxonomy places the organism in Eukaryota, Metazoa, Chordata, Mammalia, Artiodactyla, Delphinidae. Gene Ontology annotation, biological process: Golgi disassembly; mitotic spindle organization; mitotic G1/S transition checkpoint signaling. Gene Ontology annotation, cellular component: spindle pole; kinetochore; centrosome. The record is from RefSeq and is a predicted model, not a curated record. Gene Ontology annotation, molecular function: protein serine/threonine kinase activity; protein binding; ATP binding.